Molecule: messenger RNA, 2043 nt
Organism: Phytophthora sojae
Lineage: Eukaryota; Oomycota; Peronosporomycetes; Peronosporales; Peronosporaceae
Exons: 1
Coding region: 1-2043 (680 amino acids)
Cellular component (GO): cytoplasm
Molecular function (GO): guanyl-nucleotide exchange factor activity
Source: RefSeq, a predicted model, not a curated record
AUGCACGAAUUCACUGAGGUGGAGCUCCGACGCAGCCUAUUGGGGACUCGUCCGUUGGUCGCUCGGUGCUCGAUCCUCGUACCAAUUGCCCCAGGGGCUAUAGCAGCAGUCGCAGCAGUGGAGGCGGCCAACCAAGCGGCUGCAAUGGCGGCGCAGCAUCAGUCGCGUCGGAAGCUUUCAGCUGCUGCGGCGGUUGUGAAGGCUAUGGCCGCUAGUGCAAAAUUGGGGAAUGGAGAAGAACCAGCGACCGCUGCGAGGGUAUCGCAGGACCACAACAACACAUUGGUGAGGUUAACUGGGCACGGAGAUAAAACGUUGGCGCUGUAUCACGACGGAGAGAUGUUGGUGCUAGGCUCCAGCGAGGUUUCGUGCUCCAGCGGUCGGAAUUCGCGUCGAGAUAGCGGGAUGGAUGCAGCUCUGAGCCGCAUGCUGCUGGACGUCGCGAGUGGCGACAACCACGUUGUGGGGGCGAGUGAACAGGGGUAUCUCCUCACGUGGGGUGACGUCAGUGAAUUUCGCCCCAGGAGCGCAGUUCUAGCUGGAGAUUCCGAGGCAAUAGGACUCCCGAGAGUUGUCCACUCGCUGCUGCACAAGCGGAUUGUUCAGGUUGCGUGCGGUGCCAGUCACAGCUUCGCGCUCGCUGAAGACGGCGACGUGUUCUCGUGGGGAGUUGGGCGAAGUGGCGCGUUGGGUCACGGCCUCAACGCUGUGGAACAAACGUUCGACUCGGUGUCCUCCCCCAUGGAGGUUUUGACGCUAAAAGGCCGUCGCGUGGUGCAGAUUUCGUGUGGGGAGGUGCACAGCGCUGCGUUGUUGGCCAGUGGGGAGCUGCUAACUUGCGGACAGCGGGAUCACGGACGUCUUGGUCGACAGAUCCCGCGGGUUGACUCACCCAAGAGAGGAAUAGUAACUCACUCUGACGAUGGCGAGUGUUCGUCGUGGUUUGCCCCCGUAAUUUUCCCUCAGCGAGGCGUGAAGUGCACUUACGUCGCGUGUGGAGCGGCCCACACGCUGGUGAUCGGUAGACCGCACGAACUCUACGCCUUUGGCUGGAACUCGUGCGGUCAACUCGGUGUCGGCGGCUGCAGAGACCGAUACACCCCCACACGCGUGACGUACUUUGACGCUGCAGUCCGGUCUCGCGGGGGUGCGUUGCCUGCGUUGACUAUCGCUUCGGUGGUAGCGGGUAAGCUCCACUCGUUGGCGUCGUCCCCUGACGGUCGUCUCUUUGCCUGGGGGAGCGAUGAAAUGGGUCAGUGUGGCUUGAGUUCGUGUCCUCAAAUCUACACACUGCCGCACCUCGUGACGUCGCUCGUCGGACUACGAGUGACUCAAAUUGCAGCGGGUGAAGCUCACUCAGCGGUGCUAACGAGUCACGCGCAACGGCACUUGGAGACUUUGGAGCGAACGCAGCCGACGCAGUACGCGCAGCUAGUGGAGCACUACGAACAUUCCGUCAAAGACGACGCCGAGAGAAGAAAUUUCGUGCUGGAGCGUGCCAAGCGCCAACAAUUGGAGCGAGCUACCGCUGCGAGACGCCGCAAACCGCCAGUGGACCCAGCGACCGAGGCGAUAACGAAGAUACUGCGGCUUCAGUCGCUCAUUGAGCAAGACGCAGCGAUGGAUGCGAAGCUCGCGGUGCGUCGGAGACCGCAGACUGCCAGGGCUUCCUAUGAUACGGGAAGAGAGGGAGGUGAAGAAGACGCAGUUCAUCGCGUUCGAUGCUCUAGCGCCUCGAUGGUGCGUCAAGCUCGCCUCGCAGUGUUGCAGGCUCCUCUCGCUACAGUUCCUAUCCAAUCGACGUCGCCAUCACCUCCAAGACCAAAGCCAAGUGCACCACCGGGCAAACCAAGGCCUUCAAGUGCUGCUAAUGCUGGUCGAGGUCGGAGUAGCAGACCGAAACUUGCAGGUGACGGACAAAGGCAAUUGGCGGCUACUCUUCAGAAUCAAAGCCAAACCACUCAGCAAACAGCUUCAACUACGGCGCCAACGUUCCCACCGUCGCGCCCGAAGUCAGCUCCAUCAAGAUCGAGAGCUUCGUGA